Messenger RNA from Drosophila serrata, 4835 nucleotides. RefSeq names its product putative phosphorylase b kinase regulatory subunit alpha. The record is from RefSeq and is a predicted model, not a curated record. Lineage: Eukaryota; Metazoa; Arthropoda; Insecta; Diptera; Drosophilidae. Gene Ontology annotation, molecular function: calmodulin binding. Gene Ontology annotation, cellular component: phosphorylase kinase complex. Gene Ontology annotation, biological process: glycogen metabolic process.
UCCGUUGGUCACACUGUGUGUGACAUUGAGUUGACAUUUUGCUUUAGUUUUAAUUAUAAUUACAAUUUAUCCGCCAAGUAAGUGACCCCGAAAAAGCCACAGAGUUCCGCACGGUGCAGCUGUGCGCGCCACUCCAACGACAAGGCCCUUGGAGAAUGAGCGGCUGCAGCGGAUUCUAGGGACACUUCUAGCGUGUGGUGAAUAGGUGAUCCGACGAGCAGUGCGAUUGGGGAUAUUGGGGGGCAACGCCAAAGCCGAAGCCACCACCUCCUCCUCCAUCUACCCCUGCACCACCGAAGAGACACCACAACAAACGAUCCGAUCCGACAUUAUACAAACUGACGGGGAAAGGAGCCACUUCCACAGCCGUCAUGCGUUCACGGAGCAAUUCGGGCGUCCGCCUGGACUACUAUCAGCGUAUCGUUCACCGGUUGAUUUUGGCCCACCAGGAGCCCGUCACCGGCCUCUUUCCCGCCUCCAAUGUAAACUCGCACGCCUGGAUUCGUGACAAUGUCUAUUGCAUCCUGGCCGUCUGGGGUCUCUCGAUGGCCUACAAGAAGAUUGCCGAUCAGGACGAGGAUCGUGCAAAGUGUUACGAGCUUGAACAGAGCUGUGUGAAGCUGAUGCGUGGCCUUCUAAUGGCCAUGAUGAACCAAAAGGACAAGGUGGAGAAGUUCAAGAUGACGCAAAGUCCCUAUGAUUCCCUCCAUGCCAAGUAUUCGAGCAAGAACGGCCUGCCCGUUGUGGGGGACAAUGAGUGGGGCCAUCUGCAGAUCGAUGCUGUGUCGCUGUAUCUACUUAUCCUGGCCCAGAUGACGGCCUCUGGGUUACAGAUUGUCUUCUCCUUGGAUGAGGUAUCCUUCAUCCAGAAUCUAGUGUUUUACAUUGAGUCGGCGUACUCCAUUCCGGAUUAUGGUAUCUGGGAGCGUGGCGACAAGACCAACCAUGGUGAACCGGAGCUGAAUGCCAGCUCCAUUGGUAUGGCCAAGGCUGCUCUGGAGGCCAUGAACGAGCUGGAUCUGUUCGGAGCUCGCGGCGGCCCGGCCAGUGUCAUUCAUGUCCUGGCCGACGAGGCGCACAAAUGCCAGGCGGUGCUUCAGUCAAUGCUACCGCGUGAAUCCAACAGCAAGGAAUUGGAUUCUGGCUUGCUCUGCGUCAUUGGCUUCCCAGCGUUUGCCGUGGACGAUGCCCAGCUUAUACACAACACGAAGGAUGCCAUCCUGUCCCGAUUGCAGGGCAAAUAUGGCUGCAAGAGGUUCCUACGCGACGGAUACCGCACCCCAAAGGAGGAUCCAUCGCGGCUCUACUACGAACGCUGGGAGCUGCGCAUGUUCGAGAACAUUGAAUGCGAAUGGCCGCUGUUCUACUGCUACCUGAUUCUGUUCCAUGCCUUCCAGAGUGACAAGCGCUCGGUGCAGGAGUAUGCCGAUCGUCUGGAGAAGAUAAUGGUGCGCUCGGAGGAUGGCAUACUGCUCGUACCCGAAAGCUAUGCUGUGCCGCAAGAUCUGGUUGGAUUCGAGUACCAGAAGCCGGGCUCACAGGCCCGUGAAGUGGUUGGCCGGUGUCCAUUCCUUUGGGGACAGUCACUCUUCAUUCUCGGCCGGCUGCUGCAAGAGGGUUUCCUAGCCGUUGGCGAGUUGGAUCCGCUCAAUCGGCGUCUGGGUGCGCAAAAGAAACCCGACGUUGUCGUCCAGGUGGUGAUCAUAGCCGAGGAUAAUGAGAUUCGGGACAAGCUGGCCGAGCACGAUCUGCAUGUCCAGACAAUAGCCGAGGUGGCACCCAUUGAGGUGCAGCCAGCCCGCGUUCUAAGCCAUUUGUACACGUACCUUGGGCGCAACCGGAAGCUGGGAUUAAGUGGCAGGAAAUCGCGCGACGUGGGCAUUCUUAGUACCAGUAAGCUGUACUCUCUAAAGGAUCGCAUAUUUGCGUUUACGCCUCAGCAUAUCGACUAUGAAGAAUAUUAUACAACACGCGAUCCCGAUUUGCUUGCCAGCAAUUUUACCACAAAUUUAGCAUUCUUGACCAACAAUUGGCGUCACAUGUUGGGCAGGCCGACAAUCACACUAAUGGCAACCCACUAUAUGCUAGAUCAGGACAAGAUACCGCUGGCCAUGAUCCAGACAAUGAGGAAACUCAAGUCGGGCUACAUCAAUGGCACACGUGUGAUGCUGGGCAGCCUGAAGGACUUCCUCAAUACCUCCGCCAUCACGGACCUGAGCUUCUUGGGCAGCACAGAGGAUGGCUAUCCGGAUCGCCUGCAUCCCGAUGUGCAGACCUAUCUGGAUGAGCAUCUGCUCAGGUCGUUUAGCAAUCGCAGCACCAUGAAUCUGCGGGGCGGACAACUGCGUCCCAGGACCCUAAGGCGACGCAUGUCCUGCAAGGGAGCAAUCAAGAAGACGCGCUCCAUCAAUGUGGAUUCUGAUAACCUGGGAAUGGAGGGACCCUCUCCACUCACCGAACGCCGCCUGUCCUCGAUUGUUCCACCACCGUGGCUGCAGCCAAAUAAGCAGAGCCAUGUCAGUGUCUUUGCCACAACACCGGAGGAGGGACCCAGUUCGCCAAGGCAGCUGGGCCACGAGCUAUCCGUCCGGGAGAACAUAUAUCCCGUAGAUCCGCAUAACAGUACAAGAUCGGCGAUCGACAGGCGUAGCGAGUUUGUUCGCCAGCAAGAGAUAACAGUGCCAAAAAUUCUCAUCCAACGCCAUCGUGCCGACACAAACUUUGCGGACACAGAGGUCGAGGAGCUGAUUGCAAUGCUACGCGAAACGGAGAAUCUCGAGGAGCAGGGCGACAUCCUGCAGUACCUGGUGGAUACCCAGGGUCUGGACUUUAAUACGGAGCUCGACCAAGCGUUUAUGGAUGAAGUGGUGCUGGAACUGGCGGCUGGUGGUGGUGGUGGUGCUGCUAGUGGUUCAGGUGCAGGUGCUUCUUGUGCUCCUGGUGCUGAUGAUCAGCAGGCCAAGCACAAGCCGGCGAUUACUCUGCCCACGGUGAUCAUCGAUGCUGCUACAAUUCCAGCUGCGCUUAGCUCCGAACCGGAUAAUGCCAACACUAGCCACACCAGCGGCAGCAGCAGCAGCAACAGCGGCAGCAACCACCACAACAGCAGCAACAUCAACAGCCACAAUCCACCAAUUGAAAAUAACAACGAUUCUUCCCAAUCCGAAGGCAUGCUGGAGGAGGGACGUGUGGUCACUGUGCGGGACCUGCUCAAGGGACUGUACGAGAAGGCCUGCCAGCAGAAGCUCUGGGGAUUGGUCCGGCACACGGCCGGUAUGCUGGGCAAGCGUGUGGAGGAUCUGGCCAAGGCGGUAACGGAUCUAUUGGUGCGUCAGAAGCAGGUGACCGUCGGCAUGCCGCCCAAUAAUGAGCACACCAUUACGGCACCGCUGCCGGAAGUUGAGCUGCGACAGCUAAUCCAUGAUGCCUAUGGCGACGAUGAGAGUACAGCUAUGCUGACACAGGAGCUAAUGGUCUAUCUGGCCAUGUUUAUUCGCACGGAGCCGCAGCUGUUCCACGAAAUGCUGCGCCUGCGCGUGGGCCUUAUCAUUCAGGUAAUGGCCAAGGAGCUGUCGCGCACACUCAAUUGCGAUGGCGAGGCGGCGUCGGAGCAUUUACUUAACCUCUCGCCAUUCGAGAUGAAGAAUCUCCUGUACCACAUACUCAGCGGAAAGGAGUUUGCUGUCAGCAGCGUGGCUCGUGGCAAUCUAUCCAUUGUUAGCUGCAAGAGCAGCCGCGUCAGCAAGAAGAGUCAAAUCGGUUUGGGUGACCCGGAGGGUGAGGAUGCCCUUAUAGCCACCAUUGACGACAGGCAGGGACAGUGGCUGCGUCGCCGUCGCCUGGAUGGUGCCCUGAAUCGUGUGCCCCGUGAUUUCUACUCCCGCGUCUGGACGGUUUUGGAGAAAUGCCAAGGUCUGGCCAUCGAGGGACGUGUCCUGCAGCAGAGUCUCACCCAGGAGAUGACACCGGGUGAACUGAAGUUUGCCCUGGAAGUGGAGACAGCACUCAACCAAAUACCCCAGCCCGAGUACAGGCAAUUGGUGGUCGAGGCCCUUAUGGUGUUGACCCUCGUUACCGAGCAUAAUAUGGUGCCCACACUCGGUGGAAUUAUCUAUGUGGAGCAUCUAGUGCACAAGGCCAAUCAAUUGUUCCUCGAGGAUCAGCGAAAGGUGCAGGGCGAUGCCACCCUAUGUUGUGCCAAGAUUAAGGACGGCAAGGAGCAGCAGCAGGCCGCCUCUGGAAUGCUACUUUGCGGCGGAGCCGCUUACAUCUGUCAGCACUUGUACGAUAGUGCUCCCAGCGGCAGCUAUGGAACCAUGACAUACAUGUCCCGAGCAGUGGCCCUCGUCCUAGACUGUGUGCCCAAGCACGGUGAGAUGGAGUGUGCCAUUUCCUAAAGCGGAUGAGCUGUAUCCACUUAAACAAUGCCAAUCUCUUUUGCAACUUUGGAAACACGUCCGUUCUCGAUCGCUCGCCGUUACUCUCUCUCUUUCGUUACCGUGCGCUUUAUUGUUAUUCUCUCUCUCCCUCUCAUUCUCUCUGACCCCCCUCCGCCGCCUGUAUAUAUAUAUAUAUAUAUAUAUAUAUAUAUAUAUAUUAUGUUCCAAAUCACAUUUGGUUAGUGUGUUGUUUUGUUUUUUUUUUUACGUAUUAUCCAUUCGAACCUCGAACCCUAACCGAAUUAGUAAGUCAACGCGCGCAGCGACGACAACACUUUUGAUUGUUUUAACUUUUAUAUAUUAAUUAUAAAAGCUACUAUUUUAUAUUAUAACGUUUGGACUGUGAAGUUGAACGAACGCGCAGCAAUAUUUACAAUAAAAUGUGUUUGCAAUGUU